AUGUCGCUUCUCAAGUUAAUCAUAAGCCUGAUUUUGUCGCCAACUCCUCCGUCACCCUCACAAGAACUUCGCCGACCCAAGAUCGCCGUUGUCGGUGCUGGAAUCACUGGCGUCUCCUCUGCAGCGCACUGUGUUGGUCAUGGAUUUGACGUCCGCAUCUUCGAAGCUGGUGGCCGAGAUGCAUUGGGUGGCAUAUGGGCCAAAGUAAACAACACCUCUGGACUGCAGAUCCACAGCAUCAUGUACCGCUUCCAUCCUCAUGUGAAGUACGAUUCUGGCUAUCCAGACCGCCGGCAGAUUGUAGGCCAAGUCGAAAAGCUAUGGAAAAAUUACCAUCUUGAAGAGAAGACCAAGUUCAACACCAAGGUGGAAAGGGUCUACAAGAAUUCGAAUGGACAAUGGAUAAUCAACGACGACUCCAAUGGUCGCUAUGACGGUAUCAUCGCGGCUGUGGGUACCUGUGGUGACCCAAAGAUGGCCCACAUCAAAGGCGAGAAGGGCUACCAAGGCGAGAUUUUCCACUCUUCACAGCUGGACGGCAAGGAAAAGAGCAUCGAAGGCAAGGAAGUUCUGGUCGUUGGUGGUGGAGCAAGUGCUAUUGAAGCCCUUGAGUUUGCGACCGCUGCCAAGGCAUCGAAGAUAUACAUCUUGUCCCGCAGCGAGAAAUGGAUCAUCCCACGAAACCCGAUCAUCGACAUCUUGCUCUCACUGAACAUUUUUGGAAUGGAAACUUCAAUCACUGGAAUCCCGCUUGGCUGGAUCCCAGAGUUCUUACUCCGAAUGUUCUUCUAUCGUGACCUGAAAGACAUUGCACCACCUCCCGGCAGUGGCAAGGGUAUUUUCAUGGAGACGCCAAUGGUCAAUGACGACGUGCUGGAGCAAAUACGAAGUGGCAAAGCGAGUUGGCUGCGUGGUGACAUCAAAGGCUUCGAGUCGAGAGGCAUUCUUUUCAACCAUCGCGCACAAGGUGUUCCAAAGGGCGGUCCAGGCCGAGAAGAGCUCAUUGAAGGCGAAGUUUGCAUCAUGGCUACUGGCUACGAGCGUCCCUCUCUGAAGUUCCUUCCCGACGACUGCUUCGAGAAAGACUAUGAGCCGCCGAAUUGGUAUCUCCAGGUCUUCCCGCCAAAACAUCACGACGUCCUCGCGAACAAUUGCACAUACGUGAAUGCCAUCGGUACAGUUGGCAACUACCACAUCGGCAUCUACACUCGGUUCCUGCUGAUGUUUCUGGUCGACCCACUGGCAAGGCCAGUUGAAAAAUGGAUGAAGCGUUGGAUCGACAUGACACGAUGGGUCAAGGCCAAGGCUCCCACUGGAGCUUUCGACUUCUUCACCUAUGCCGAGCUGCUGUACUGGUUCGUCUUCGUCAUUUUGAUUAACCCGUUUCGCUGGAAGUGGGCCACAUUCGUACUCUUCGGCAUCGGAGCAUCGCUGCCGAAGAAGAUCGUUGAGCAUGAGGACAAAUUCAGAGCAUCGCAGUCAAACAACGCAAAGUCGGAUUGA
This is a messenger RNA of Pseudocercospora fijiensis CIRAD86, 1503 nucleotides long. RefSeq lists its product as uncharacterized. Gene Ontology annotation, molecular function: flavin adenine dinucleotide binding; NADP binding; N,N-dimethylaniline monooxygenase activity. Bases 1 to 1503 code for a protein of 500 amino acids. The record is from RefSeq and is a predicted model, not a curated record. NCBI's taxonomy places the organism in Eukaryota, Fungi, Ascomycota, Dothideomycetes, Mycosphaerellales, Mycosphaerellaceae. The transcript has 2 exons.